GCACCAAACGGCAACGCCAACCUGACAAUCCACACCAUCACAGUCGCGCGCUAUACAGACGUGUUCGACCCGCAGAGCCUGAAAGCCGCUGUUGGGGAUAUCGUCAAGUUCGAGUUCUACCCCGGCAACUGGUCUGUGGCGCGCGCAGAGUACCUCUACCCUUGCGUGCCGUACGAGCUUACCGAAGAGGGGAAGUCGGGCUUCUUUUCGGGCUGGCAGUACACGCCUGAGGUGGGACGGAACUCGGGGUAUAGUAUACCGCCGGCUUACUACCUCCGCGUCAAUGCCAUCUCGCCUGUCUUCUUCUACAAUGCUGCGCCAGGCUUCUGCAAAAAUUCGUCCUUUGUCGGCGUUCUGAACCCCACAAACGACUCCCAAAUCUUCCGCCAACAAGAAGCAGCCAAAGCUGCCACCAUCGCGCUCAUCCCUGGGCAAGCCGUCCCAGUCGGCGAGACAGUCACGCCUUACGGCUCCUCUUCCACCUCAGCUAAGUCAAACAACAGCAGCGGUAGCGGCGGUCUCUCAGGCGGCACAAUCGCAGGCAUCGUCAUCGGCUCCAUCGCCGGUCUGCUGCUCCUUGGUGCGCUUCUCGUCUAUCUCCACAGGCGC
Messenger RNA from Aplosporella prunicola CBS 121167, 609 nucleotides. RefSeq lists its product as uncharacterized. NCBI's taxonomy places the organism in Eukaryota, Fungi, Ascomycota, Dothideomycetes, Botryosphaeriales, Aplosporellaceae. The transcript has 3 exons. The annotation marks the transcript as partial. The record is from RefSeq and is a predicted model, not a curated record.